Molecule: messenger RNA, 2702 nt
Organism: Frieseomelitta varia
Lineage: Eukaryota; Metazoa; Arthropoda; Insecta; Hymenoptera; Apidae
Product: protein tramtrack, beta isoform-like
Exons: 4
Coding region: 197-1249 (350 amino acids)
Biological process (GO): regulation of transcription by RNA polymerase II
Cellular component (GO): nucleus
Molecular function (GO): protein binding
Source: RefSeq, a predicted model, not a curated record
UUUCGAAAUCGAUAGUUUGUCACCAUGAUAUGAUUCAUAAGACAUAACAUAGUAUUAUAUUUCUAUUCUUUAUACUCUUUGACAUCUACAAGUAUUUCUUGUACGUACUAUAAAGAGUUGUGUAUAUAUUGAAUAAUUAAAUAUAAUAAUAAUACUUUUUAAUAAAAUCAGAAGGAAUUGAAUUUUACUUAUAAACAUGGCAAAGAAUUCGUUGUCAGAGCAAUUCUCCUUGAGGUGGAACAAUUUUUCUAAUAAUUUAACAUCUGGGUUUUUAAAUCAUCUUACUGAAAACGAUCUAGUUGAUGUUACACUUGCAGUAGAGGGUCAACUAUUACAAGCACACAAAUUAGUUCUAUCAGUAUGUAGUCCAUACUUCAAAAAUAUAUUUAAGGAAAAUCCUUGUCAACAUCCAGUAAUUAUUCUUAAGGACAUAAAAUAUACUGAAAUUGAGUCAUUAUUGAAAUUUAUGUAUCAAGGUGAAAUUAAUAUCAAUCAAGAAGAUUUAUCUACUUUCCUAAAAGUGGCACAAACAUUACAGAUAAGAGGACUCACAACAGAUACAAGUAGCACAAAUUCAUUUCCUAGUUGCGAUAGUCAAUUAGAUAUUGAUUCUAAUAUUCAAAAUAUUGCUCAAUCAAAUUUAAGUACAAUAAAUAAAACUUCCAAAGAUAUAGAAAUGAUGGAUAGAAGAAAGAGAUCACGUGAUAUAACAAAAAAGAGUUACAAGAGAAAGAAACAGGAUACAUCAGUAAUAUCAGAAAACACUCAUGAUGUAUCUAAUGAAAACCAGGAUAAUGAUAAUCAGGAAAUCCUGUUUUUAACAAGUAAUACAAAUAAUGAGACAAAUGAAAUUGCAGAUGAAGAAGAGAAUAUUAAUAUUCCUACUGCAAAAAUUAAUGAUAGUGAUAGAAGCGAAGAUAAUACUUUACCACAUUUUUCCUUAAAUACUGAAAGUUCAAGAGAAAAUUCAACUCAGCAAGAUAUUGAACCAGUGAUUUACAGGCUUUCUGCACGUGGUCGGCCACAAUUAGUCCAUGAGGGAUAUGUUUAUAAUUUGACUUCUCGCUCUGAGGGUUUGAAUAGAUCUCACUAUAGAUGUGCUGAACAACAUCGCGGUUGUAAAGGUAAAUGUGCGGUUAUCGCUGAAAGAUUUAUGCCUACAGGUGUGCAUGAUCAUAAUCAUCCACCUGGGUAUCAAUCAGAACAUGAUUACAGAAAAAAGAAAGGUUUAGAUUUAGAUGCCGCUUAAAUCAUAAAUCAUUAAUUUUAAACUUAUAAGCAGCAUUUUAUCAUGUUACUUACUAUUUUAUUGUUGAAAUUUUAAUAAGAAUGAAAAGUACUUUCCAAAUUCAUAAAAAACAUACAGUAUUUUUAAAGUAGGAAAUAUUCAUUUGUUGUGCAAUUUACAAUGAAAAAGUUCAUUGCAAUUCAUUGCAAAAUUUAAUACAUUGCAAUAUUGCAAGAAUUAUACAACUAUACAUAAUAAUAUAUAUUAUAUAUAACAAUAAGCCAGUGUGGUGUAUGAACCAUUGUAUUUCAAUUAACUGUGAUGCACUUUUUUGAGAUAUAUAGAAGAAUACAAUUUAAAAAGAAUGACGAGUACAUUCCAUUUAGUAUUACAUUUAAUUCGCAUUAAAGCCAAAUAAAAGUAUUUAAUUUAUGUUAUUUGUUUACAUGUAGAAUACUGUUUUUCAUGUAAUAAAUGUAAUUUGUUUGAUACAUGCACAGAUGUAAAUACGUAUGUAUGUACAUAUGUACAUAUAAAAUGAAUAUUUUACUUACUUAUAUGUAAAUUAUAUAAUAAUAAUUUUCAUAUGUUAUUAAAGAGAAUUUAGUAGUAUGUAUUAAUCUAAAUUAGAGAAAUUGAAUAGAUAAAGUCUAACAAUAUAGAAAACACUAAAAAUUAUAAAAAGUUUAUUUUUAUAUUACACUUUGUAAAAUUCUUUUGUUAAACACUAAAGUUGCCAAAAUUAAUGUGAUAGUGCUCAUAAAUAUUCAAUUUCUAAGAAAUUUACUUAUAAUUUAUGUAGAAAUUUAUAGAUCUAUAAAAAACAUGAAAACGAUCUUUUCAUAGAAAAUAUAGGAAUCAAUGCAGGCUGAAAAAGAAUUCAAAUAAUAGGCAGUUUUGUUUUAUAAUCUUGCUCAAUUUUAUCCUGCACCCAUAAAAUCUUUAAAUAUUUAUUCAAAAUGCAUGUUUAUUUCUCAUGAAAAUAUUAAUGCCGCCUAGCCAUCUUUUUUUCCAACUUCCGUUGUUUUUUCUCACUAAUCUCAGGUUGCUCUGGAGCAGAAGCAAAAAACCAUGGAGCUAAUAUUUGCUUCCAUAGCAUCCAACCUCCUCUCAAUGGUACCUGUUAUGAUAAUACAAUAUAGGUUUCAUAAUCUAUUUAAAUAUUUUAUGUAAGUUUUAACUUAAAGAUUGAGAGGAGUGUAAGAAAUAAAAAGUUAUUUCAAAGCAUUUUAUAAUUUAUGACAAGUUAAUAUACUAUUUUAUAUUUAUAUCAUUUUAUAUUUAUAUUUUAUUAAGUAUACUUACAAGGAACCAUAACAACCAAAAAUAAUUUGAUAUAAGAGAAAGUACUUGUACUCCUGAAGUUAAUAUAAUUAAAUCUUUUACAUGUCUGAAAUAACACGAAAAUAUCAUUAUAUUUAUCAAAACUGUUACAAUCUAAUAAAAUGUUAUAUUAUUUAAAGAAGUUAUUAGA